Molecule: messenger RNA, 1485 nt
Organism: Diaporthe amygdali
Lineage: Eukaryota; Fungi; Ascomycota; Sordariomycetes; Diaporthales; Diaporthaceae
Exons: 3
Coding region: 1-1485 (494 amino acids)
Biological process (GO): peptidyl-L-cysteine S-palmitoylation; protein targeting to membrane
Cellular component (GO): extrinsic component of endoplasmic reticulum membrane; endoplasmic reticulum palmitoyltransferase complex
Source: RefSeq, a predicted model, not a curated record
AUGUCCAUGCUCACCCUCACCCGCACCCUCACCCUCACUCCCGUGCUCCACGGAAUGAUCCCGUCGACAAUCAUCCUGAACAGCCAGCCCAAGCCCGAUUUCCUGUUCCAAAGCCAGAGCUAUCUUCAACAGCAAUCUCCCUUUCGCAUUCGCGACUCCACGACCACCGCCCAGCAGCACAUCCGACAAGCCUCCGCCGGCCGUCUUUGGAAUCCCACCAAUUCGACACCGCGCUUCCUGCUAGAAUCUCCACCGAGACCUAGGCGUCCGUCGACUCCCACGCCGCCGACCAUCCCCAUCCCGUAUCCUGCCCUCGACGUCUCCCUUCCAUCCAUCAACCUCGGAGGCGCGCUUUCCAUCACCGGAGACACCCCAUUGUUACCACUUUCAGAGCAGCGAGACGGAAGGAACAAUUCUGGUGGUCCGCGCAACAGUCUUCAGAUUGGUGGAGAUACGAUAAGCUUGCCCCGAUCUGUGCGGCAUUCAUACGACGAAAAACGGAAGAGCAAGGGCACUCUCACUCCCUCGCCCACCUUCCCCAAGGAAUCAAGCGAGGAGACAGAAGCAGGCCCGUCGACAAGACCAUCUCGGGCGGUGCAGGAGGUGGACAUUGCGCAAGCCGGGGCGGUUCCCAGGCUCAGGCGGCGCGACGAGCGAAUCAAUCCACACGUGACGGUCACGGAAUUGGGUUCUCAAAGCAGCUUUCAGAAGCUUGACAAGGGCAAGGGCAAAGCAGUCAUGACGGCCAGCGACGAAAAUGAGCAGCAACCAACGACGUCCUUUGAUCGGGACCUCGAGCGAGGACCAGAAGACCACGAGCGCCGGGCCUCGGCAGGUUCGAUAGAUGGGAUAGGAUCAGCCAUAUCAUCAAGCAACUCGUCCAUCCUGGGCGACCCCGACGAACAAGCCGACGACGAUGAAUGGGGACCCCAACACCCUUGCUUCCCACACCUGAAUCCCCAUGUACCCGUCGACUCCUCGGAGUACGUCAACACUCGGAUAAUCAGGAUAAAACGGGACUGGCUGCUCGAGGGAGAUCUUGCGCCCACGUUUUCCAACAUGUACCCCGAGAUCCUCGACCCGGCCGGUCUGUCCGAGGUGGAGUUUCGAAGGGUCAUUGAUAAGCUGAACUCGGAGCUUGUUCCGAUAUAUAACCCGUACAACGUCCGAAAUAUCGUCGACGGUGUUCUCGGCCUAGUGACUGGAUGGUUGUGGGAGGACUUUGGACUUACGGGCGCGAAGGCCAGGCUUGCCAGGCUGGAGAGGUGGCUCGAGCGGUGGAACAAGGAGAUGGAGAAGACAGCUGGUGGAGAUGACAACAUUGUGCCGCCCAAGAUCGUCCCUCUGAGACAGACGGCUUAUAUGACGCUUGACAUCCAAAUCUUCGACCCUGAGAUUCUCCCAGCACAGAGCACCAGGGGCACCGACUCGAGAGGGAACGACAGCUUGCCAGCUGAGCCAGGGCCUGCAGUGACCGCUGACUGA